Messenger RNA from Peromyscus eremicus (cactus mouse), 935 nucleotides. Its product is annotated as polyadenylate-binding protein 1-like 2. Bases 169 to 858 code for a protein of 229 amino acids. The transcript has a single exon. Gene Ontology annotation, molecular function: poly(U) RNA binding; mRNA 3'-UTR binding; poly(A) binding. The record is from RefSeq and is a predicted model, not a curated record. Gene Ontology annotation, cellular component: nucleus; cytosol; ribonucleoprotein complex. Lineage: Eukaryota; Metazoa; Chordata; Mammalia; Rodentia; Cricetidae.
GCCUCGGCGGCCGCGGCGGAGGCCAGCCUGGGGGAGGCGGCGGCCCUGGCCGGGGAGAAGGCGGAGGCGGUGGCAGCCACCGAGGCCAGCCUGGCGGAGGCCAGCCUCGAGGAGGCCAGGGGGGCCGCUGCGGAGGCUGCUGCGUCGCCUUCCUACGGGAGGGUGGACAUGGAUGAGGAGCUGGCGGCGGCCUUGGCUGCAGAAGAGGAAGAGGCGGCGGCCGGGGGCUCCGAUGGAAACCCAGACUUUCCCACGGCCUCGCUCUACGUGGGCGACCUGCACCCCGACGUGACCGAGACCAUGCUGUACGAGAAGUUCAGCCCCGCCGGGCCCAUCGUGUCCAUCCGCAUUUGCAGGGACAAGAUCACCCGGCGCUCCCUGGGCUACGCAUAUGUCAACUACCAGCAACAGCUGGACGCCAAGCGGGCCCUGGAGACCAUGAACUUUGACGUUAUCAAUGGCAGGCCGGUGCGCAUCAUGUGGUCCCAGAGGAACCCGUCGCUCCGCAAGAGCGGGGUGGGCAACGUCUUCAUCAAGAACCUGGGCAAGACCAUCGACAACAAGACGCUGUACAACAUCUUCUCGGCCUUUGGCAACAUCCUGUCCUGCAAGGUGGCCUGUGACGAGAAGGGGCCCAAGGGCUACGGGUUCGUGCACUUCCAGAAGCAGGAGUCGGCCGAGCGGGCCAUAGAUGCGCUGAAUGGAAUGUUCCUGAACUACCGCAAGAUUUUCGUGGGGAGAUUCAAGUCCCACAAGGAGAGAGAGGCCGAAAGGGAAGAAGCCUGGGCCAGCCCGUCCACCAGUGCUGACUUCAGGGGUUUCGAUGAUGACUCCGAUGAAGAGGCCACCUUCCGAUGAAGACAUCCCAGGCCCCAGCCAGUAGAGCCAAAUCUUGGCUCCCACCCCGUUUACAGCCCCCCCACCCCGCCCCAACC